Phodopus roborovskii (desert hamster) is the source of this 2166-nucleotide messenger RNA. RefSeq names its product ubiquilin 1 (gene Ubqln1). NCBI's taxonomy places the organism in Eukaryota, Metazoa, Chordata, Mammalia, Rodentia, Cricetidae. Gene Ontology annotation, cellular component: cytosol; autophagosome. Gene Ontology annotation, biological process: regulation of macroautophagy; autophagosome assembly. Gene Ontology annotation, molecular function: polyubiquitin modification-dependent protein binding. The transcript is spliced from 11 exons. The record is from RefSeq and is a predicted model, not a curated record. The coding region runs from base 74 to 1807 and encodes 577 amino acids.
CCCCGCCCCGCCCCGCCGCGCCGCCCCGGCCGCAGCCCCCAGGGUCCCGGCCGCAGCCGCCUGAGUCACCGCCAUGGCCGAGAGCGCGGAGAGCGGCGGCCCCCCGGGCGCGCAGGGCGGUGCGGCCGACGGCGGCCCCGCGGAGCCCAAGAUCAUGAAGGUCACGGUGAAGACGCCGAAGGAGAAGGAGGAGUUCGCUGUGCCCGAGGACAGCUCGGUCCAGCAGUUCAAAGAAGAAAUCUCUAAACGUUUCAAAUCUCAUACUGACCAACUUGUGUUGAUAUUUGCUGGAAAAAUUCUAAAAGAUCAAGAUACUUUGAGUCAGCAUGGAAUUCAUGACGGACUUACUGUUCACCUCGUCAUCAAAACACAGAACAGGCCUCAAGAUAAUUCAGCUCAGCAAACAAACACCACUGAAAGCAAUGUGACCAAUACAUCAUCUCCUAAUAGUAACCCCACAUCUGGUCCUGCUGCUAACGGCCCUUUUGGCUUAGGAGGACUUGCAGGUCUGAGUAGUUUGGGUUUAAAUACCACCAACUUCUCUGAACUCCAGAGCCAGAUGCAACGGCAGCUUUUGUCGAACCCUGAGAUGAUGGUGCAGAUCAUGGAAAACCCCUUCGUUCAGAGCAUGCUUUCCAACCCUGACCUGAUGCGACAGUUGAUUAUGGCCAAUCCACAGAUGCAGCAGUUGAUACAGAGAAACCCGGAGAUCAGCCACAUGCUCAACAAUCCAGACAUAAUGAGACAGACGUUGGAACUUGCCAGAAAUCCAGCAAUGAUGCAGGAAAUGAUGAGGAACCAGGACCGAGCCUUGAGCAACCUAGAGAGUAUCCCAGGCGGCUACAAUGCCUUACGACGCAUGUACACAGACAUCCAGGAGCCCAUGCUGAACGCUGCACAGGAGCAGUUUGGUGGUAAUCCAUUUGCUUCCUUAGUGAGCAGUACUUCCUCAGGUGAAGGAAGUCAGCCUUCUCGAACAGAAAAUAGGGAUCCACUACCCAACCCGUGGGCUCCGCAGACUUCCCAGAGUUCACCAGCCUCUGGUAGCACCACUAGCACUGUGAGCGGCUCUGCUGGAGGCGCCGCCAGUACCCCGGCUGGGCAGAGUACCUCAGGACCCGGCUUGGUGCCUGGAGCAGGAGCUAGUAUGUUCAACACACCAGGAAUGCAAAGCUUGUUGCAGCAAAUAACUGAGAACCCACAACUUAUGCAGAACAUGCUGUCUGCCCCGUACAUGAGGAGCAUGAUGCAGUCACUAAGCCAGAACCCUGACCUUGCUGCGCAGAUGAUGCUGAAUAAUCCCCUAUUUGCUGGAAAUCCUCAGCUUCAAGAACAAAUGAGACAACAGCUCCCAACUUUCCUCCAACAAAUGCAGAGCCCUGACACCCUGUCAGCAAUGUCCAACCCCAGAGCUAUGCAGGCGCUGUUACAGAUCCAGCAGGGCCUGCAGACAUUGGCGACAGAAGCCCCCAGCCUCAUCCCAGGGUUUACUCCUGGCGUGGGGGCAGCAGGCAAUUCUGGAGGCUCCUCAGCAAACAGUGCAGCCAACACUGCCCCCAGUGAAAACCCAAGCCCCACCGGGGGCACUCCUGAGCCAGGCCAGCAGCAGUUUAUCCAGCAAAUGCUGCAAGCCCUUGCUGGGGUGAAUCCUCAGCUGCAGAGCCCAGAAGUCAGGUUCCAGCAACAACUGGAACAGCUCAGUGCUAUGGGAUUUUUGAACCGUGAAGCAAACUUGCAAGCACUGAUAGCAACAGGGGGUGAUAUCAACGCAGCGAUUGAAAGGUUGCUGGGCUCCCAGCCAUCAUAGCAGCAUCUCUGUACCCUGAAAAAAAUGUAAUUUAUUUUUGAUAACGGCUCUUAAAUCUUUAAAAUAACCUGCUUUAUUUCAUUGGAAUUCUGUGCUGUUAUAAAGGAGACCGAUGGGAAGCGCCUGAGAUGGAGUGCCGUACGACGUGCAGGUUUCUGUAUCUCUUUGGAACAGUGGGAAUCAAUGUUUUCAGUUAAGGCUGCUGCAUGCAUCAAACACUUGGCAUUUAUUGUAAUUUUUUUUAAAUAUCACCUUUUCUAAUUGGGUGAACAAAUUUUUGUCCUGCAUCUGUCCAACUAACUUGCUUUUAAACAUACCCCAUGGUAGUAAUUUAUGUAGAAUAAAGGCAUUAAAGCAGA